CGUGCGAGUAGUAACGUCUGUUGCCGGUGCCGCGCAGCCCGACCCUCGCCAUGUCCCGCGAGCUGGAGAUCAUGGAGGCGCAGGUGAUGUGGGAACCCGACUCCAAGCGCAACACCCACAUGGAUCAGUUCCGGGCAGCGGUGGCCGCCGCCUGCGGGGUCCGCCUGGCCAACUACAAUGAACUGUACCAGUGGUCCGUAGAGCACUACCCCGAUUUCUGGGCAGAAUUCUGGAAAUUCAGCGGUAUUACUUUCUCCCGUCUUUAUACAGAGGUGAUUGACUCUUCGAAAGGCAUUGCUGACGUUCCCGAGUGGUUUAGAGGCAGCCGGCUAAACUAUGCUGAGAACCUCCUGAAACACAAGGAAAAUGAUAAAGUCGCCCUAUAUGCUGCGCAGGAAGGCAAAGAAGAGAUCCUGAAAGUGACGUUUGGAGAGCUACGGCAACACGUCGCUCUGUACGCUGCUGCCAUGAGGAAAAUGGGAGUGCAGACUGGAGACAGAGUUGUCGGUUAUUUGCCUAACGGGAUUCAUGCGGUGGAAGCCAUGCUGGCCGCUGCGAGUGUGGGUGCCAUUUGGAGUGCGACAUCUCCCGACUUUGGUGUCAAUGGUGUACUGGACAGAUUUUCUCAAAUUCAGCCCAAGUUGAUCUUUUCUGUCGAAGCUGUAAUUUACAAUGGGAAGAAACACAAUCACUUGGAGAAGCUGCAGAGCGUCGUCAAGGGUCUACCCGAUCUGAAGAAAGUUGUGGUGAUUCCAUAUAUUUCUUCAAAAGAUUCCAUAGACAUUUCCAAAAUUCCGAACUGCAUCUUUCUCGAAGACUUCCUCGCCACGGGGAAAGGAGACCAGGCCCCCCAGCUGGAGUUUGAGCAGCUUCCCUUCAGUCACCCCCUUUUCAUCAUGUAUUCCUCCGGCACGACUGGCGCACCCAAAUGCAUGGUCCACUCUGCAGGGGGCACUUUAAUUCAGCACUUGAAAGAGCACAUUCUGCACGGCAACAUGACAAGCAGUGACGUCAUCAUGUACUACACAACGACUGGCUGGAUGAUGUGGAAUUGGUUGGUAUCUGCUCUGGCCGUAGGCUCUUCUGUGGUUCUGUAUGACGGGUCACCGCUUGUGCCAUCCCCCAACGUCCUGUGGGAUCUAGUUGACCGGCUAGGAAUCACCAUUCUUGGGACAGGUGCCAAGUGGCUGGCUGUGCUGGAAGAGAAGAACUUGAAGCCCUGUGAAACUCAUAACCUCCAGACACUCCACACCAUUCUGUCGACCGGCUCGCCCCUCAAGCCUCAGAGUUACGAGUAUGUCUACAAGUGCAUAAAGAGCAGCGUCCUACUGGGAUCCAUUUCAGGGGGUACCGAUAUAGUUUCCUGUUUCAUGGGCCAGAACGUAACCAUUCCGGUUUACAAAGGUGAAAUCCAGGCACGGAAUCUUGGGAUGGCCGUGGAAGCCUGGGGUGACGAAGGGAAGCCAGUCUGGGGGGAGAGUGGUGAGCUGGUGUGUACCAAGCCCAUGCCCUGCCAACCAACACAUUUCUGGAAUGAUGAGAAUGGUAUCAAAUACAGGAAGGCGUAUUUUUCAAAAUUCCCAGGCGUUUGGUCCCAUGGAGACUACUGCAAAAUCAAUCCCAAGACGGGAGGCAUCGUCAUGCUCGGGCGCAGCGAUGGUACGUUGAAUCCAAGCGGGGUGCGGUUUGGCAGCUCCGAGAUCUAUAACAUCGUGGAAGCUUUUGAGGAGGUCUCCGAUAGCCUUUGCGUCCCGCAAUACAGCAAAGAUGGCGAAGAAAGAGUCAUCCUUUUCCUAAAAAUGGCCACCAACCAGGUGUUUAGCCUGGAUCUAGUGCGACGGAUGAAGGAGGCGAUUCGUAUGGCACUCUCUGCCAGGCACGUUCCUAGUCUUAUUCUGGAAACCGAAGGCAUUCCGUACACAAUAAAUGGAAAGAAAGUCGAAGUGGCUGUCAAACAAAUCAUCGCCGGGAAGGACGUCGAGCAGCGGGGCAUCUUCUCCAAUCCAGAGACGCUGGACCUCUACCGAGACAUCCCCGAGCUCCAGGACUUCUGAAGCAAUCGGCCUUCCCGUCUCCCUCUGUUUGUGUGUGCGCUGUGCGCGUGUGUGAGGUUUUUGUACGAUGUAUAUAUGUAUAUGAAUACUGUAAAGGGCAGCCUCUUACUCAA
Molecule: messenger RNA, 2167 nt
Organism: Eublepharis macularius
Lineage: Eukaryota; Metazoa; Chordata; Lepidosauria; Squamata; Eublepharidae
Gene: AACS
Product: acetoacetyl-CoA synthetase
Exons: 18
Coding region: 51-2054 (667 amino acids)
Biological process (GO): positive regulation of insulin secretion; lipid metabolic process
Cellular component (GO): cytosol
Molecular function (GO): acetoacetate-CoA ligase activity
Source: RefSeq, a predicted model, not a curated record